Molecule: messenger RNA, 7081 nt
Organism: Drosophila biarmipes
Lineage: Eukaryota; Metazoa; Arthropoda; Insecta; Diptera; Drosophilidae
Exons: 21
Coding region: 698-6463 (1921 amino acids)
Cellular component (GO): membrane
Molecular function (GO): G protein-coupled receptor activity
Source: RefSeq, a predicted model, not a curated record
UCUAGCCAUGAAAAUUCAACGUAUUUCCGGUUCUGACCUAACUCAAGCGUUUAUGCGUUAACGCCGCUCUGAGGAUUAUUUUUGCCUGCCACAAAGUUCGGGCCUCCAAAAAAGUGCGCUCUAUUUUAUUUGCUGGACAGUUUUAUGUUUAUUUUUGCACCUGAUUAGCGGACAAUUAAUGCGAAUCGGCUAUUAAAGGCUGCCUUAAAUGUUAAAUACACACGGAGGCAAAAGUAAUUAAAUUAAAUUCCGUGCUGGACAAAGAAUAACAAGGAAGUGUCUGUACAAAGUUCAACAGUAAAAAUAAAAUAAAAUAAUAUAAUAUGGAAACUGUGUGAGCAAUCUACGUAUGAAAAGCCAACGGCGGGAAAAGCGUCAGCUGCGGAAAAGUAAACAUAAAGUUUUGGAUUCUAUCAGUGGCUGUUUGCACAGCAUCCGGGACUUCAUAAUUCCAUCCGGUUGUAUUUAAAUUAUACUUAAGGUGCCUCCGCGAAACGGAAUACCCACAUGCCGGAGAUACAGCCAUAAUCCGGUGCAGAUCCCCAAAAAAAAGCAAAAAAUGGGCCAAAUGUCAAUGAGUGACUGGUCGGUGGCAGGCGACAGGAAAGCAAUUCACGUUCUCGCCGAACGAUAAGCUAGCUGCUGGCCAAAAAACAGAAGAGAGAGAUACACAAGUGCGAUCCCCAAAGCCAAGUCAAUGACCCUCGUCCGGCUAUCAACGACCAGAUGGCUGCUAUGGCUGCUCUGGACGCUCCUGCCGGCGGCGGUCCUGCCCCUCCAAACAGAUGCCGCCCACGCCCAUGCCGCCUUUUCGCUGCCCGCCGUACCGCUUCCGCCGCCUCCCCCCUUCUCGCCCGGCCAGAAUCAGUUUGCGUUUAACGCCUUCGCCGGCGAGCAUGCCUCAGGGGGCGGGGGCCACGCCCCAGCCAGCUCGCCAGGAUGCGGGGGCGUGCUGAAGGAGCGACAUGGCAUCGUCCAGACGCCCAAUUUCCCGCAUCGAUUCGGCACGCCCAUCGAAUGCGUCUGGGUUAUCGACGCCUCCGAUAUGCCGCCCCAGGGUCAGGGCAACGUGUCCAUCGUGGUGUACCUCACCCAGCUCUACGUGCUCAGCGGUCUGAAGUUCACGGAGUACAUGUACUACUCGGACGACUUCAAGGUGCCCGCCCACCGGGUCUUCACGCUUACCGAGGACGACGUGACCCAGGUCACCUGGGUGCAGUUCCACAGCCAGUACCUGGAGAUACGGUUCACCAUGGCCACGCUGGACGGAACCCAUCUGAGGGCCCUGGACCGCCUGCUGGACGUCUACGGGUUCAACAUCACCUACGAGGUGCAGAACGAGGUGAAGGCGGCCCAGUGCAACGCGCUGCAGUGCCGCUUCCUGGGCGAUUGCUUCGCCAGCUCCGACUUCAGCUCCUACGGAUGCUCCUGUUUUCCCGGCUUCAGCGGCAGUGACUGUGGUCAAGGUCCACUGUGCGAGGACCUGCACACCAACGUGUGCCAGAACGGCGGCACUUGCAAGCACAUCGGCGACGCCGCCAUAACUUGCCACUGUCCGAAGGGCUUCAAGGGGACCAGAUGCGAAAUACCCGAAAUAAACGAGACGACGCAGGGCUGCACCAGCAACACCAGCUCCAUCGAAUGCCAUCAGGCCUGCGAUUUUGACAAUUUCCGGAGUUCUGGUUCUGCGUCUGGUUCCACCUCUGCCCAGAGUUAUUCCGCCUUGAAGAGCAACCGGAAUUCGGCUCGCAGUGGCAAAACCCGAUACGAGGUGACCAUGCGACUUGGUGCCAAUCUCACGGGAUACUAUCGACAUGCCGACCGGGAGCAGUUGUCGGGCGUUAUGGAGAGACAGCUCGGUCGUGUGUUGCGCAACUUCAACAUCACCAAGAUAAGCGAUCUGGAGCUGAUUUCAAACUCCACCGAUCGCCUGGACAUAACCUUCCACUUCUUCGGCGUGAAGGGCGACUCUCAGAGGAUUCGGGACGCCAUCACCAGGAUGGUGGAGCGCGGGCGGAUUGGCAACUUCACCCUGGUGGCCAAUUUCCACCACUUCGACGAGAACCCGCCGCUGGGCUUGCUGGAGCUGACCGUCAAUCAACCGCAAUCAGGAGUCCGCGAGGCCAGCGAGUUCAUCAUUUCCUGCACCGCCCAGGGCUCAUCCCGGAUGCAGUUCCAGUGGUUCAAGGAUGGCGCUGUGGUGAAUGCCACCAGGGCGACGAGGGAAAUCUGGACCACGGUCCUGCCGCCCGAGACCAAAGACGUCUACACCGCCAUCCUGGGCGUGACCAAGGCGAGUCGCAUCGACGAGGGCGUCUACAGCUGCAAGGUCACCGACUGGGGCGUGGAGCAGUGCCGCUCGCUGCACAUCCACAUCAAGUCCCCGCCCCGCCUGCGCGUGGAUCCGGCGAGUGUGACCCUGCAGCGCGGAGAUUCCCUGCGAGUGAGAUGUCUGUCCCCGGGGAACGAUGACAUCAAGCGGUACGCCCAGCUCGGCUACAGUUGGACCCGCAACGGGGUGCUCUUCCAGUCGGACGCGGCCACGGCGAUGUGGGAGGACCUGUAUCCCGACGGCAGCAUCCUGAAGAUCAACAACAUCCAGAAGUCGGCGGAGUACGCCUGCCUGGUGUCCAACAGUGUACGGCCGGUGUCCCGGAGUGUCUACAUCAAUGUCAUCGAACGGAAUGCGGUGCACGUGUGUCCUGCGGAGUCCACCUACGGAGUGCACUGGCCCACCAGUGCGCCUGGGGCGCCCAUCAUCACCGACUGUCCGCGGGGGUUCGAGGGGCACCUGCGCCGCAUCUGCGAGCAGCGGGACACGGGCAACUCCACCUGGCUGCUGCCGGACUUCUCCGGCUGCGUGCGCGACGAGCUGCUGCUCAUCUACAACCGCUUCCUGGCCCUCAGCGCCGGCUUCCAGCAGACGAACUCCUCCAACAUCCUGAAGGCCUGCUUCGACUUCACCCUGCAGAGGCGGCACAGCUUCCUGCCCGGCGAGGCCAGCUUCCUCAUCGACAUGCUGCACGAGCUCGACACCUACCUGCAAUUGAAAGGCACACAACUGGAGCGUGAGAUGGCCGCGGAGAUAAUACUGCGCAUCCUGGAUAAAGUCAUGCAGAAUGCCCAAUCCCUGAACAGUCAACAGCAAAUUAAAAAGCUGCAGCAGCUGACACAAUCGGCGGCGCUGAACCGCGAGACCAUCGCGGCCUCCCAGCUGGCCACCUCCACCAGUGGCAGCAGCCAGAGUCAGCCGGCGGCGGGCGACGAUGGCAGCGGGUCAGGGGUCACGGCAGGUGAGAUUUCCGUGGCCCCGGCGGGAGGCCCGCAGGCAACACGAGCCGGCAGCGGAGGAGGCACAGCAGCAGGAGCGGGCGCAGGAGCAGGAGCAGGAUCGGCGGCGGGAGCAGGUGCCUCCAGCAUCCUGACCAUCGACGAGGACACCCUCUCGCUGGACCGACUGAACUCGCUGCGCAUUUACAUGACGUCGGUGAAAACGCUGCCGUUUAAUUUACGCAUUUACGGGGAGGAUUUGUUUUCGGACCAGCUGUACAUGGACAUCGGACUCUCCGCCCGUCUGCUGCACAUCAUGGCCAACUCAACGAUUUUCGCCUCGGUCAUCUCGUACAAGAAUCUCAAAAGUUUCCUCCCCAGGACCUACUACACGCGCGGCAGCGAUCCCAGGGACUCGGACUACGUGCUGGCCUCGCGGAUCAUCCAGACGUGGCUGUUCCAGUCGAACCGCUCCAACGACAACUUCCGCGAGCCCCUGGACCUGCCCUUCGAGGCUGGCCAUGUGGAGAUAAUCUUCCAGCACGAGAGCGUUCCCAAAACGGGUGACUGGGUGGCCGUGUGCGGUCACGACUACAAGGCCUCCUUCGACUCCACCUGGCGAUCGGACCUGUGCAUCACCAAGCACCUGAUGGCCAACAUAACGCGCUGCAUCUGCCCGCUGUCUGGAACCUACGUGGUCAUGCUCACCAAGCGCCAGCCGAAUGCCACCCCGUCGCACGUCCCGCGGCGCCCCAUCUUCGUGAUCGCCAGCUGCGCCUGCUGCCUCCUCCAGUGCGGAUCCGCCCUCCUCAUCCUGGCGCCCAUCUGGUGCAGUCGCAAGUGCGCCGUCACGUUCCUCAAGAUGCAGUUCUGCGUGUCCACGUCGAGUGUGAUGCUCAUCUACUUGCUGGGAUUCCUGAAGAUGCUGCCGGUGAGCUGGCACAGCAUCAUUAGCAGCUCGCUGGCCUCGCUGCUGUUGCUGGGCAUCUCCACGCUGAUUGCCAUUGCCCUGGCCAUCCACACGGAGCUGAUGCCGCAGAAGUAUCUGCAGAUUGGCAGCAAGCCGGGCACGCCGACUAAGAGGCGCCUGGAGCGGGAACGCGAGCGGGAUCUCGAGAGUUUGAGCAACAUCACGCAGAUCCGGGCUCAGUCGCCCCUGGGGGCCGCCACCACCACCGCCGCCUCCUCCAAUCCCGGCCAGCGCCGCCUGCCACCCACCAUAUCAUCUGCCGCGGGAAUGCGCGGCGCCAUCGGCAUCAGCUGGCUGCUGCCGCUGCUCUUCGCGGUGGCCGCCCCGCUAAUCUGCAGCAUCAUUGGCCAGUGGCCGCGUCACUGGUGGCUGGAGGUCCUCCGGACAGGAUCUCCGUUCCCGGAAGCAGCAGGCACGGGCAAAGAGGAGGCCACCUACUCCAGCCACUCCCUGCUCAAUGGCGAUAAUUUACUCCUCGAGUCGGAGGCUUUGAUGGGAAAUGGCACCAGCAGCCCGCCGCCAGCAGAGACUUCGUCUUCAUCCAGCGUAGAUGAUGAUGAUGUGGCCACCACGUCAACGUCAUCAAUCACGGGCCUGGCAACUGCAAGCAGCAGUGGCUUCAGGGCCGCCUCCACCGCCAGUGGCAGCGCCAGCGCCACUUCCGUUUCCGCCCUGGCUGCGCCUCUCACUUCCGGCCUGAGCGAGUCCUCGCUCUCUUUGAGCUUCAUCCUAUUCAUCUGCAUCGAUUUGCUCUUCAUCCUGCUCUUCUCGGCCCUGUUUGCCAUUUUAAUGAAGAAACUUUUGUGGUUGUGGCACAAGAAUCGCAAUGUGCAUACGCAUCCGUUGGAUAAAUUCAAUCUGGCUCUGCAGAGGCGAUUCGGCUUACUCUACCGGGCGGGCGGACUGCUCCUGGCCAAAAUCAGCAGCGAUGGACUCUUCAUCGUUUAUGUUAAUGCCGCACCGGAUACGGAUACACUGUGGGCAUAUCCGUUCGGCAUAUCGUGCAUAUUAUUGGGCUCGGCCAUCCUCAUCUGCUUCGUCAUCAGGGCCGAGAGCCAGCUGCGAGGACCCCCCUUCCUGGGCAGCAACGGGAGCAGCCAGAACAGCUCCCUCAAGCAGGCCAAAUUCACCACCAGCCGGAGCAGCCUGGACGAGAACUACUGCACCACCACCACCACCAUGACGACGACGGCCAAUGUGAACAGUCCGCUGAGCUUCUACACCAACCACGACAAGGAGAAGGAGAACGACUGCGCCGUGUCCUUGUCAAUGUCCAAUGCAGGCGUGUCCUCCGCAGCAGGCGGAUCCCUGGCCACGUCAGCCGGCCCCGGGGCCCCGCCCCUGCAAUCGAAGGUGGGCCUGGAGCUGUCCGGAGCACCGGGCUCCGUGUCCGGACCCGGGGUGGCCCUGCCGCUGACAAUCAUCUCGACGGCGCCGCGCUGCCAGGCGGGAGCGGAUGGAGCGGCCGAGUCCUUCCUGGGCGACCGCCAGACCCUCUCCGUGGCCCCCUCCCCGGACACCCGUUGCUGUGCCAUCCUGGGCGGUGGAACUGCCUACGAUGCGUACACUAUGGGCAUGGGCAUGGGCGUGGGAGUGGGCAUGGGAGUGGGCGUGGGCGGACUCACUGGAAGCCUGGGGAGGCGCACGUUGCACCAGCAGCAUUAUCGCCCAGGACCCUGCGGCGAGUUCGUGGGCGUCGAGACGCUCGACAUCCUGCAGGGCGUGGCAGCCGACAGUAUAAUUGGCAUUCACACCAGUGCCAUAAUGCCGAAUGCCACAAGCACUUCUCAUUAUGUUCCGCUGCAGCAUAAUCCCUACGUGGACUUUGUGCCCAGCUCCCUAAUCCUGAGCAUGGCGCCACCACCAACCAUCAGCGGAAACCUGAGUGGGGCUGGGAUGCCAGCGAUGUCCCUGCCCACCCAGACGCCCAAGACGCAGAAGCGAGUGACCAUCCUGGAGCCGACGUCCCGCACGACCUUUGACCCCCUGCUGCCCACCAUGGUCUCCAUGGCCGCGGUCACCACCUCCAGCGUCACCAGCACGGCGACCACGACCCCAGCCACGCCCACUGCCACGCAGAGUGGCUGCGGGGGCAACGAUGCCACCCUGGAUCGCAUCACCCUCGAUCUGGAUUACCUGCUGAACAGGGGUGCCGUGGACGGCACAGACGGGGGAGGUGGACCACCAGCGCCCUCCAGCGAAGAUAGCCAGCAGAAGCAAUAGCAAUAUCCGUAAGUUGGGUGCCACUAAGAUGCAUUUAAGAGGCUUCGUUUUUCUAUCGAAACAUGUAAAUAUAUGUAAAUCAAUUUCACCCACUAACUACAGUAGAAAUCUCUGUGAAUAUUCAUCAGAUAUGUGUGCUUAACAUGGAUAACAAUCGGUUGAACACCUGGUUUUACCCAAAACUUUAUCAAAUGAGCCCAUCCAGUCUUAGUUUGAUUACGAACCCAUGAAAUGUUCAAAGUUCAAGUCUUUUAAAGUGAUUUUCGAACAUCAAUCAUACCUAGUCUCGUACUUAGCAUACAAAUUAAUAUUUACGUCAUUGCAUAUGUAAAACAAAUUGAAAGAAUUUAAACUAACGAUAACUUUUUAGCUAGAUUUACAAAAGGCCUAUUGAACAGAACACAAUGAAAAUGAAAAAUUGAAGAGCGAGAACACGGUUAGGUGUGAACAUGUUUUUGAUUCCAUUUAAAGUUUCCUAGAAUUAAAGCAAAAUUAAGCCCCAAAUUAAGAGACAAGGAUAAAAGAAAAACCUACAAAAUACAAUAAUUGUAAAACUAAUAAACGUAACAGGACUAUUUCUGGAACAAAACAAAUUAUACAGAUAUAUCUUUAAAUAAA